Messenger RNA from Myxocyprinus asiaticus (Chinese sucker), 2066 nucleotides. RefSeq lists its product as uncharacterized. The transcript is spliced from 5 exons. Gene Ontology annotation, biological process: positive regulation of GTPase activity. Gene Ontology annotation, cellular component: cytosol. Gene Ontology annotation, molecular function: protein binding; guanyl-nucleotide exchange factor activity. Lineage: Eukaryota; Metazoa; Chordata; Actinopteri; Cypriniformes; Catostomidae. Bases 1171 to 2046 code for a protein of 291 amino acids. The record is from RefSeq and is a predicted model, not a curated record.
UUGAUUCGGUUGUACUUGAUCUUACAAUUUAGUAAUUUAGUUUGAGUAAGAACAUAUCUUGUCUGAUUUUUCGGACUAUUUAUUUUCUUUUUAUGUCUGAUGUGUAUGUAAACGACUGCAGUCUACACACAAUAGGUUUUGCAGAUUGCUCAUUAAAGCGUUACCUUUUUUAAGCACUUUGCAUAUUUAUCAAUUACUAUUGCUCAGACAUGACUGCUGCCUCAAAAUGUGUGACUUGUUGAGGGAAGGUGUACUAUUACUUUUCUAAGCAAUCAGAUGUUUUGCCUGGUGGACAAUAAAUUUGGCGAAAAAUUCCAUUUACUUGCGUUGGAGGAACCCAAUCCAGAACAUUGACCAGUAGGUAACCACCUAGCAUCCUGAAAACCAUCCUGAACAUUGUAGAAAUGUGUAACAAACACUUAGAACACAUUACAACCAGCCACCACACCCUAGUAUCGUGACGGUAACUUAUGCACAGGCAAGCACCACGAAUGUUUUCUUUAGGAAAUGUGAACAUCUUUUUUUUGUUGUUAUUUAUCAUUUUUAUAUAUCCUCACAAAUAUUAAAAAUAGUCAGUUGUUUUUGGUUUCAAUUAUUUUGCUUAAUCUGGUUCACCCAAUUCAAAACCACCCAUUUCAGCGGUGUUUUGUAUUUUUACAAAAGACUCUCCCCACAAAGAAGCUUUUCUGUACCCCAGGCGGGCAUGAAGAGAAAAACCACAUUGUGUUUUUCAGAUUUGUAGCUGAGCUUUUGUUUGUUUGUUUUUCCACUCUCUAUUGUGCCCUCUGGGAUAUGUUUGACUCAGGUGUGCUGCAGUUCACAGUGUCACAUACAGGUGGCUUGUCCACCUUGGGGCUUUGGUGAGACUGAGGAUUUGGAGUGCAAGUGUAGGUCUGAAUUGAAGCAGGUGGGGAGGAGAGACAGAGAUUGAGGGGAAGAAAAUAAACAAGCAAGGGAGUGCGGAGCAUGCGUAACCAGUACUAACAGUAGUGACAUCUCAAAACAGGUUGAGAACAAAAAAAUCUUGACAAACAUGGUACGGAAUUGAAAUUAGAAAUAAAAAUUAGUAAGAUUUUAGAAAAGAAAUGUAGCCUAGACUUUUGUGGUAAUCUGGGAUGUGAGCAGAGCUGAGAGAAUUUAACAGGUCAACACAACAUCAUAUAGACACAUAUGGACAGGAUGGGAGUCAGUCGUCCACUGCCCAGCAUACCCAACGAUUCAUUAAGUGCUGCAAUAGAGGCCAUUAGUGUGAGCACAGAAUUUGUGGAGGAGGAACUAAAGCCGUAUUUGGACGCAGUGCUGAAUGUUGCCAUUGAAAAAAAGAAAGGCACAGCCCAUCAGGUGGCAGAGAGUGGGAUUCUGCCUGUUCUGGCUCAGAUAUUAAGAAGAAAGAGCACGCUCACCACUCACACAGCCAAACUGGUGGCUGAACUUGCCAGAGAUGCUCCUGUAAGAGAGCAGUGCUUUGAGACAGGCAUUGUGUCUGCACUUGUGACCUUAUUGCUCAGCCAAGAUCAGGACCUUCUCCUCCACGUUAGCCAGGCCAUCGCCAGAAUCUGCUAUGACAGUAACUUGCAGCAGGAGAGAUUCCUGAGGCUUGGAGUGGUCCCACGACUGGUAUCAGUUCUUCUACAGCACAGUAGAAACGAGGCUCUACUGAGUUCUUGCUUGCUGGCCCUCUGUAACCUGGCCAACAUGGGUGAGGAGGAUGGCUCUAUGCUCACCUGGGAGGAAGGCGCAAAUUUCGGUGAGGGGGAGCGCGUGUUCCAUGGCACCUCACGUUACUCUUUUGGUCUAACAUCAGCCGUGACAGUGGUCAGACUGAAACAGUGGACUGACGGCCAGUACUCUGUGACAGUAGAAGUGCUUCAAAGAUGCUCCACAAUGCUGUGGGGCACAAACAACGGCCGGCAGACUGGGCACCGCUUACAGAACUUUCCCCACCUAGGCAGCUGCCCCAAGUUGUAUAAAGUUAUCAAAUGCUCAGUGAAGAAUAUUCCAAGGAACUGCAAUCUUAGGGCAGCAAUGUUUCACACCCUCUUGUGAGGCUGAGUGUUUAUGGUAGU